Molecule: messenger RNA, 1650 nt
Organism: Rhododendron vialii
Lineage: Eukaryota; Viridiplantae; Streptophyta; Magnoliopsida; Ericales; Ericaceae
Exons: 6
Coding region: 156-1343 (395 amino acids)
Biological process (GO): protein transport
Source: RefSeq, a predicted model, not a curated record
UAAACUUGGGAGAGAGAAUUUGAAAUGGUAUUUGAGGCAAAUUGUGAGCUCAUAGUUCACUGCGUGUAGCCUUGUGCAACGGAGAGACCGAUUGCUUCUAACAAAUCCAUGCGUUUGAGUUCUUCAAACCGAAUCGAACUACAGAGAGAUCGAACAUGUUGGGCGGUAUAUUUGGGCUUGGAUUUAGCGCCAAAUGUAAAUCGUUGAUUAAGCCGAUAAGAGCACGAAUCGAUGCGCGGCGGAAGGGGAAUGAGGCGACGGAGCGGUUUCUGAAGAACAAUCUCGCUCAGCUACUCGCUAACCGCCACUAUUGCAAAGCCUACGAAAAGACAGAAGAAUAUAUCACUGAACUGAACUGCUUGUUACGCUAUGACUUCAUUGAGGAGGCCUGUGUACACAUAUUAAAACAGCUUUCAGCUAUGCAGAAACGAAGUGAAUGCCCCGACGAAUGCAUAGAGCCGGUGGGGACCCUGGUGUAUGCUGCCGGAAAAUUUCCUGAUUUUCUUGAAUUACGUAUGCUCAGGGAUACAUUCAAGGAGAGAUACGGAAAAUCUUUGGAACGUUUUGUAAAUCAGGAGUUUGUUUCGAAUUUAGCCUCCAAGCCUACGGUAGAGAAGAAAAUCAAGGCGUUGGAAGACAUAGCAUUGGAGUUUUCGAUAAAAUGGGACUCGGAGGAUCUUAAACAGAAGUUGGCUAAUCCCUCUGCCUCUGGGGACUCCAAGGGUUCUGAACAGAAAAUGGCUAAUCCUUAUGCCUCUGGGGACUCCGAGGGUUCUGAACAGAAAAUGGCUUAUCCCUGUGCAUCUGAACUCAGGAUGACUAAUCCCUCUGCAUCUUGGGAUUCCAGGGUUUUUGAACAGAUGUUGGUCAAUCCCUCUGCAACUGCACAAGUCCAACCUAAGAGGCACGGACCCUUUCACUACGAAGACGAUACAGAGAAAUCACCCAAGGAGACGGAAACUCUCACGAUAAUAUAUAAACGAAUGACUUCGUCGAAAGAUAGGAAUGAGCUUGCUGGCGACAAAUACAGAGUGAACGUAGGCUGCAGGGAUGUAAAUCUCUCAGAAAGCGAAAAGUUGGACCAACGGUACUCAAGAAGUGAAGAUUUAACUCGUAAGGGUCGACUAUCCAUAGGUAGCGGACUAUCCUCAGGUAGCGAACAAUCUAGCCCAACGAGAGACAACUAUGACAUUAUCCCCCGAUCAAGAGGGAAAUUCACUCAGUUUAACAAUGAAUUAUGGUCAUCAACUGGGAAGGAGGAAUCUGCUGCAAAGAUAAAUGGAAAAAGGACCGAAUUCGCCAAUGGGAGAUAUGCUCCCGUGAGGCGCACAACGAUAGUUUGAACCCUGGAAACGAUUACGGUCAACCGCACACUGCAAACAUGACGAGCAAAGUUCAGGAGGAAGAGAGGGAUACGUUGAAGCCGUAUUCCAGUAAAUUGUUUGUGGUUUGAACUUAUCAGUAUCCUAUAAACUGUGUAAUUUUUUUGUUUUUGCUCUAUAUGUUAUCUUGGAUACGAGUUCAUCCGGCAUUUGGAACGGAAAUAAGAACGCGAUACAUAAUGUGUACUAAAUUGUAGUGCAAUAUCGGUCGAUCGAUAUAGAUUGAGAUUACAAUGCAGUAAUGUACUUUUUUGAGUGAUAACAUUCA